AAGACAGAUAAAAAUGCCAGGUCUGAACUGCCUCUAGGGAUAACCUUCCCUCUCUAAUAUGAAUGAACAGCAUCUUGGCUGGGGUAUCCAAACCAAAAAAUUGACAGUGCAGGCUUGGUGUCUUCCUGAGGCCUUGUAUUGUCAGCAGUGGAGUGCUGGAUUUUCCGAUUCUGCAUUGAGAGGUGCAUUGGAUUCUAGACCUCCAUGUACGACAAUUUAUAUCUACAUGGAUUUGAAGAUUCGGAGGCGGGAUCAGCAGAUUCUUACACCAGCAGACCAUCAGACUCGGAUGUUUCUCUGGAAGAGGACAGGGAAGCCAUACGCCAAGAGAGAGAACAGCAAGCUGCAGUACAACUCGAAAGAGCCAAAACUAAGCCAGUGGCAUUUGCUGUGAAGACGAAUGUGAGUUACUGCGGGGCUCUCGAUGAAGAUGUACCGGUGCCAAGCACUGCCAUUUCUUUUGAUGCCAAGGACUUUUUACACAUUAAAGAGAAAUACAAUAAUGACUGGUGGAUCGGGAGGUUGGUUAAAGAAGGCUGUGAGAUUGGCUUCAUUCCAAGCCCUCUGAGGUUGGAGAAUAUUCGAAUUCAGCAAGAACAGAAGAGGGGACGUUUUCACGGAGGUAAAUCAAGUGGUACUUCUUCUUCAAGUCUUGGGGAAAUGGUAUCAGGGACAUUCCGAGCAACCCCACCAUCUGCCGCCAAACAGAAGCAGAAAGUGACUGAACAUGUUCCGCCUUAUGAUGUUGUACCAUCCAUGCGGCCGGUAGUAUUAGUUGGUCCGUCACUGAAAGGUUAUGAGGUGACGGACAUGAUGCAGAAAGCCCUCUUUGACUUCCUGAAGCACAGGUUUGAUGGGAGGAUAUCCAUCACAAGGGUGACUGCGGACAUUUCUCUUGCCAAGAGAUCAGUUCUGAAUAAUCCAAGCCGAAGAGCGAUAAUUGAACGUUCAAACACAAGGUCCAGUUUGGCUGAAGUACAAAGUGAGAUAGAGAGAAUUUUUGAGCUGGCUCGUUCUUUACAGCUGGUAAUCCUAGAUGCAGAUACCAUUAAUCAUCCAGCACAACUAAUCAAGACAUCAUUAGCACCAAUAAUUGUUCACGUCAAAGUGUCUUCUCCAAAGGUAUUGCAGCGGCUCAUUAAGUCCAGAGGAAAAUCCCAAAGUAAACACCUAAAUGUACAGUUAGUAGCUGCUGACAAACUUGCACAGUGUCCACCAGAAAUGUUUGAUGUGAUUUUGGAUGAGAAUCAGUUAGAAGAUGCCUGUGAGCACUUGGCGGAGUAUCUAGAAGCAUAUUGGCGAGCCACACACACAACGAGCAGCACUCCCAUGACUCCUCUUCUGGGAAGGAACCUAGGAUCUACUGCACUUACGUCAUAUCCAACAGCAAUCUCUGGAUUACAGGUACCAAGUAGUCAACGUAUGAGGCACAGUAACCACUCAACUGAAAAUUCUCCCAUCGAGAGACGAAGUUUAAUGACCUCAGAUGAAAAUUAUCACAACGAAAGAGCUCGGAAAAGCAAAAACCGCUUGUCUUCCAGUUCUCAACACAGUCGUGAUCAUUAUCCUCUUGUGGAAGAAGAGUACUCCGACUCAUACCAGGACACUUAUAAACCUCACCGGAACCGCGGCUCCCCUGGAGGAUAUAGCCAUGAUUCCAGGCACAGGCUUUGAGUUUUUUGAAGUUGAGAAAGAGUAGUGGUCACUGACCAAUUUGCUGUCCAAUAAGCUACAGUGCAUUGUUUUUUUAUGCAUUGCAGGUCAAACAGACAACAAAGAGGUCACAUAACUUGCAGCAACAUAAGGUAGAUAGAAUAUACAAAUCACUUUAUUUUGCCAGCUGUAACAGUAUCUACUGAUACUGUAUUACAGGCAAGAAACCAUAUCCAUAUAAAUGUAUACGUGUAGGUAGAAAUUGAUUGUGCCCUAAUCACAGGUCUUUUACUUUGACAUCUACAUUAGAGCAGUGUGUAUUGCACAUGUCCAUUUGUAGCCUAGGGCUUGGGUUCCUGACUAUCAUUCUCAAAAUCCUGGGCAGUUCACGUCUUGGAGGUCUACUCGCAGAGCAAAAUGAUGACUUAGUCAGUAGUACAGGGAUGUCUGUCAGAGGGAUUUCAUUGAUACAACCUCUGGUUUUAACUGCAGAGAACAUACAAGGUGUGCUAUCAAUAGCACAUGUAGGUCGGUCCAAGCCAGUUUACCAGCUGGUCUACCAAUGCUAGUUAGUCACCUAUCUAUAGCACGGUAGGUUGGUCAGGGUGACACAUCUAUAGCAAAGAGCAUCAGUACCCAUUUUAGAAGAUUUUGCAGGCAUGCACGGACCCAGACUUUUGAGGAUAUUAGCGGGGUACUUUUGUUUUAGGGUACUUGUCAAGGCACGUAUAGGUAUAAUUUCCUACACUGGGAAAUUCCAAAUGAACAGUUCCAGUUGGAACCAAUUUAUAAGCCAAUUCCUGUUGGAAUUUGGAUAAAUUGACUAGAAAGUCUACUUGAGCAUGUUGCAUUCACUUUAAAAUAAUAGCCUGGACAGCAUUAUGGUGGGUGGGUGGGAGAUAGAGCAAAGAGGAUGUUUAUUAAAAAAAUAAAUCUCUAUACCUUUAUUUUUACUAGAUAAUAUAAAUGCAUUUCUUCGCCAGGUUUCAUAUUAAUAUGGUAGAGAGAGUACUUAGAGCUCCAAAGUCAUUUUUACAAUGGUCCAAAAAAAAAUGUAUUUGAUCUAUUCAAAGUAGUUCCACAAAUGCUCAGAUGUUCCUUGAUUUCUGUGUUUCACUGAUAAAUGAGACCGGCAAUAACGGCAUGUCGGCUUGCAUUGCAACAGGUAUGCUUUGCUCUACAGUACUAUGAGAUUAUAUAGCAUUAUUCAUUUGCUAGUGCAGAAAGCUAAUUUAUUAUUAUUAUUAUUAUUAAUUGUAAAAAAACACACAUGAUUUGUAAGUUGCUGUGUAUUUAUAAAGUAGAAAAGUCAGAAAUCAGGAUUAUGUUAAUGUUGAAUGUCAAGAUUAGCCAGGCACUAUUGGCUGCAGUGAAGAAUAAUUAACUUGUGCUUAUUGGAUUUAAGCAUAGAUGAGUGCUACCUUAAAGUGUGUCUAUGGCUACAUAUGGUGAAGACGGCCAUCUUGUCAGCCAAAUGCAUAUUAAUCAGAAUGAAGACUCUUAAUGCACCAGGAAACGUUUGGUAACUUUCUUGAGGGACUAGUUCUUGGGAUUUGCACCUUGAGGCCCAACUAGCCCCCAUGAGGGUACUAUUCUCAAUGAAUUGAUGGGGUGCAUUUUCAGUGAUGUCUAUGGUUCCUUCCUAGCCUGCAUUCCAAUCCACAUUGGUUCCACCCACAAAAUGGCUGCCUCCACAGUGUGUAGACAAUAGGUAUAUUUUAAGAAAGGCUUAUUUCAUAAUGUGAAAAUGCAAAAAAUCAUAUAUGUUCUGUCAUCCAUAGGAACAUAUCAUGUUGUAUAUUGGCUUUUAUCAGUCUGGAGCAGACUGAAAAGGUAUUGGUUUCUAUAUGGUACUGUACAGGGAUGGGUGCUAUUUACCUGGUGGCCACACGCCCAGGAUUUAGCCAUGUCUCUCCCAUCACCUAGGCCUGUCAUUGCUCUCUAUAAGGCCCUGGUACUGUACAUUUGUUCUGUUUGCAUAUCAAAGGUGAAUUUAUGAAAUGAAAAGUGUCAUGUCACUUUAAGAUGAUGAUGAUGAUUGAUUAUUAUUAUUAUAUACCUAAAAUAUUAUUUUCUUGAUCAUUUGUGAGAACUGGUGCUGGGCUGUGAACCCAGCAGGCCGCCCACCUAUACAGAAAUGUUAUGAAAUAAGCCUUCAUGUCUCGUAUUAUGUAGGGCCGCAGCUCAUUUUCGCAUAACAUAAUUAACUCUUUCUGUAAUUGUGAUUUGUGUGGUUGUACAGAAACACUAAAAAGUCAUCUGUUUUUCUAAUCAUAUAUUACACUUGGUGCUAAGUGCCUGGCUAAACUAGAGAUUAUACUGUUUCUGGCAUUAUAUGUGAUGUAUUUUAUUUCUCUGGUUGACCGCUGUCACAGCAUGACAAUUAUUUUGGGUUUGUAAAGAAAACAAAAAAAGAAAUAGUUUUAAAGUAUUAGAAAGUAUGAUUCUUUUAUACAUAUGCAAAUUAUUUUCUUGCUGUCCUUGGAAUUUAUAUACUUGGCAACAUGUUUGAAUUCACCAUUAUACGAACGAGUAAGAGUCUGUAACUAAAGUCCAUUGCCACAUCCACCAUUUUAGCAGCUGCUUUUAGUUACAUGCAUGAAAAUAGGUAUUUAUAAAUAUAUUAUGCAUCAGGGCUAAAAUAUUGACAGAAUGCUCAACAACAACAUCCUAUAUCGCACAACACAAACACCUCACGAAGUGUAUAGAUACGGAACAUGGUGACUCCUAACUUGGUGCAGGUUUUUGCAGGAUCCCCCUAUGCCCAAAAUAUAAAUAAGCAUCAAUGGCAUACUUAAAGCAGAGAAUAUCUAUAUUUUAGAAGAUAAUUUUUGUAGAAAUACAAAUGCAUUAUUAGGGGUACAUUUACUAAAGCUUCUAAAACAGAGAAUUGGUGCUAUUGCCCAUAGCAACCAAUCAGAUGCUAUCAUUUUCAAAAAGGUAAUAGAGAAAUUAUAGACAGCAUCUGAUUGGUUGCUAUGGGCAAAAUCACCAAUUGUCUGUUGUAGAAGCUUUAGUAAAUUUACCCCUUAGUUACCAAUAACUAAGGCGCAAUUUGCUCUACUACUGGGUGGUAUCUUAUAUUUGCCCAGAGAGUUUCAAAAGGAAUAAGCUAGACAAUGCCUCCCCUUCACUUUAUCCUUGCAUAUGGUCUUAUUGAAAAUGGGAAUGGCUAAUUCGUAUGUGCUUACAAUGUCCACCCCUCCAGUAAUAUGACCCACCUUGACUGACUUGUUAAUUUACCAGAUUCUCUGGACCAUUUCUCAGUGCAAACGCCACAUCUUAUUCAUUUGUAUCUAUAUGUAUGACAAAUGAAAAUGUGCCUGUCACCCACACACACAGUGGAGGCAGCCAUUUUGUGGUCUUAACUAAUAUUCAUGCCAAUGAGGCACUUACUAGGCACCGAAUUAAACCACUGCCUCAUCAAUAUUGCUUGAACAUUGCUGAUGAUUUCCCUGUUUCUUAGUAGACUGACAAAAUGCAUUGUCAUGAAAGCCACUUCAGCGCACAUAAUGGGGGAUAUUCAAUUGUUUGAAAAGUCAGUUGGGUGUAUGUUUUUUCCUGGCUAUUAGCUAGGGAAAAACAGACACCCAACUGACUUUUCAAACAAUUUAAUUCCCCCCACUGACUGCCUUCACAGUGUGUUGUCAUAUUUACCUACUUCAAUUUGAGGGGGCUCUCCCGGAUACCCUGAGAGAGUAGGCUAGUCUCCCACAUGACACCAACUACCUGAGUUAAUUGUGCAGUCUGGGGCUUCAUGAUGCACUUUGCUUUGAUUCACAUUUUCAUGGGCGUACCCCUUGCUUUAUGAUGCCGCGAUCAUGGUGCCACACCCCAUAUGCCUAUACCUGGCUCCCCCCUACCCGGAGGGGUAACCUGGGUCAUUGCAAGUAUGGGUGACAGGUGCAUUUUAAGUUUCCAUAUAUUUCAAUGCUGGAUGUUUUAUAUUUUUCUAUAAAAAAAAGAAAAUUUAGCUGCAUGCCUCCCCACUGUCUUGAUGAGGACAACUUUGUAUAGCAGAGCAGCAGUGAACAGGUGCUGUGCACACUUGCCAUGGUGUGUGUAGCAUCAAAGGCUGCUUUUAGUAGAGAGCAACGUGAUGGGGCGGCAUAGAAUGCGGGAAGUGCUAGACACAACUCUGUGACGUGUGUUCUUGCCCCCUUCUCGUGUAAGUGCUGUUUUCCCAAUUCCCUACCUAAAAGUAGGAAGGAAUUUGGUCACCAGAGAUUACCUACUUUCUAAGUUCACAAAAGUUUGUUAUCAGCUGAUCCAUAAAAUAGAUUUACAGAGGAAAUUAUAAAAUUAAGUCAUGUUCUUGAAUACUUCAUUCAAAGGACGGUAUUCAAUUGUUUUGCACGCCAGUGAUGUCAUGACCCCUCAGUGAUAUCAUGACACCCAGGGAUGUCAAAACCCCCAGUCAUGUCAGGAGCUAUCUUCUGGAAUUUAUAGAGCUUUCCACCAGUUUUGGGGGUCUGUGUGGGCUUUUCUUUUUAGGACAGUGCUGGUUGUAUCACUGGAAAUGCUGGAUAUGUAUUUUCAUAGAUCUCAGACUACAAAGCCACUGGCCUUAUAAAUUCAUCCAAAAAUAUAACGUAGUGUUUUCUUUUUGACUGUACAAAUUCCGUGUCAUAUUGGUGACCUGUACCUAAGGACACGGUGUCAGCAGGUAAACUGGCUACCAAACUGCUCCUCCUGCCUGCCAGAGAUACUGAGGAGCAGGAUCUGUUAGUACUUGACAGAUAGCUAUUCAAAACAUUUGAAUACCGUCCUAAAUCAUUGUUACGCCUUGCAUUGAUGUAAAAAAAUUGUGAAAUUAUGUUUUUAAAAAGGGUUGACUUACUACUAAUAGACAUUAUUAUGUAUUUGCCAGUCAUGAAGUGGGUGAAGGUACAGUAGAAUGACUUCCUCCUGUAGGCUUCUACAGAUACGUCUCUUGUAUGCCUAUUAAUAUAAACCCAAUUAGUCAUUUGAUAAUUAUUAUAUACAGUAAAUAGAGUAAAAAUACGGUGCUUUAUACUGUAUAUACUUAUACAUAUAUCGCAGCACGUAAACAUGAUAUACAGAAAUGUUUAUUUGCUGUAUGUAUCAAGACAGAGCUGUAAGUCCUCAUAUUGUAGCACAGACUAUAGAGAUUGAAAGGUAAUGCUGUAAAAUGCCUCACAUGUGUAGAAUGGCUAAAGAUACAGUAAUAUUUGCCUUAAUUGUAUUUUUAUCAUAUCAGUAGCACUCCAGCACUGCAUACGUUAAUGAGGUUUUUCUACACAGUCAUGUGACCCACUGUAGGGAGCGCUACCUGCAUGUACACAAACCUGCCCACACCUCCGCUAUAUCUCCUAUGAGAGAUGGCUUGAAAUGAGCAAUCGUUUUCUUUUUGCUUAUGUCCUUUCUCCAAAGCCUUGUAGCGGGCUUUAAAGGUGCAUGCAUUUUUUACACUAAAUUAUCUAAGUAGAAUAUUGCUUUAAUCUUUGCUUACUUAUAUUCAUGGACAAAUAAAUGUGCAAUAGUAACACAAAGUCAAACUUUCAUCUAACAUACAUUAAAGUGUAUAUAUCAGCUCUAAUAUGAGAUUAAGAAAGAUUCUGAACCUGUCUUAAAACAAAAUCACUGUUUCAGCCUCAUCCCCACUGAUGUCCUAUCCCCAACUUAUGUCAUAAACCACAAAGAUAUCAUGACACCCAAUGAUGUCCUAACCCCAGUGAUGUCAUGACCCUGAGUGAUAUCAUGAAGCCCAGGGAUGUCGAAACCCCCAGUCAUGUCAGGAACUAUCUUCUGGAAUUUAUAGAUCUUUCCAGUUUCCACCAGUUUUGGGGGUCUAUGUGGGCUUUUAUUUUUAGGACAGUCCUGGUUGUAUCAAUAGAAAUGCUGGAUAUGUAUUUUCCUAGAUCUCAGACUACAAAGCCACUGGCCUUAUAAAUUUGUCCAAAAACAUAACACAGUGUUUUCUUUUUGACUGCACAAAUUCCAUGUCAUAUUGGUGAACUGUACCUAAGGCCAUGGUGACAUCAGGUAAGCUAGCUACCAAACUGCUCCUGCUGCCUGCCAGGUACACUGAGGAGCAGGAUCUGGUGACUAAAACCACUUUCAGACAGAAAUGUCUGAAAGUCCCAGCAAUCACCUGGCAUUGAAAUACGAGUAGUUUUGCCGGUCCCUGCCUGACCCCCCUUUCACACAGACAAGUAAAUUACCGGGUCAAGAAUUUCUACCUGGUAAUUUGCAACACGGGUAUUUUGUCUGUGUGAAAGGGUCAACCCGGCCCGAAAUUCCUCCGGCUCCAACCCUGGUAAAUUCCUGGGUCAAUGUUUUUCAGCAAAUUACCGGGUAGAACUUCUUCACCCGGGAAUUUGCCUUUCUGUGUGAUAAUGGGAAUAAGACUUGACAGAUAGCCAUUGACGCACAGACAGUCAAGUGAAUUGACUGAAAAGACCCCUUUGUCUUUAAUUGAACUAUUCUUUGCCAUUACCCAUUGCCAUGUCAGACCAGUUUGCUGAUUCAACGGGUACAAUUCCGAUGUAGAACCCACAUUAGACUAGAACGUCACUGGCUGACUUUAGUUACAAAAUACAGUGAUUUUAUUCAUUUGUAACAGUAUUUUGGACAGGAGCAGCUUGGUGCAUUCCAUAGGCUGCUAGCACACUUUCUUUUCAUCUGAGUUUUGAGACACACGAACAAUGUGAAUAUUUGCCCAGUCUUACAUGUUGUAUGGAUGUUCCAAGAUCAGUACAUGGUUGGGAUAGAUUGUAUCCAUAGCAUGCUGAGAAUGAUAGCUAACAUCUGCAAUGUGGAACAGGAACUUAGAUCAGUAGCUUAUGCCAGCAAGUAAAAUAUUGUGAGCAAUGCAGUUGUAAGGUUCCAUUUGUCCUGCAUGAGAAUUAUCAGAUUUUUUUCUCCAUCUGCCGCCCCCCUUUCAUGCAUCUGACAGAAAGAGAAGUGUACAAACAUAGCAUAAAAGUCUAAUUUCACUGCUGGGCUUAGAUUCGUUUCUGUGUUAAAUUCUAAGCGAUUUUUGUGUUUUUGAAAGUGGUUUCAUUGUCUGGUGUGCGCCUGGAAGUGCACUUUCCAUACUGGCUUAGGAAGGUGCACCUCAGAAAGUAUAGUCCCAGCUGCUAGGUGCAAUUUAUAGACACGAUAAUAAAAUGCAUGUUUAUCCAGUUGUACAUGUUCUAUUUCCAUGUUUCUGUUUGGAUAAAUGUAGUCCAUAACAAUGCUGAGAAUCACAGGUGCCCGCUGCAAUGUAGGGCAGGAAUAGAUGUUAUCAGUAAAUUAUGUCAGCAAAUGUCCUUUUACAUGACAUAGAGAAAAAUCCUAUGUAGCCCUUUCUGCGCAGAGUAUGCCACCUGAUGUCCUACAUAUCACAGCCAUAUCUCAGGUCUCUGCAUAAACAAUUCUGUUUACAUAUGCAUGUGUGUGUGCAUGUACAUAUAUAUAUAUAUAUAUAUAUAUAUCAAACAAUUGAGUCGGCACUCGCAUAACCGACCAGCCAAUACGUCGCUUGGGGGCCCUCCAUGAAGCUCCAAACUCCAGCAUGCACACACAUAGAAG
This is a messenger RNA of Pseudophryne corroboree (corroboree frog), 9192 nucleotides long. RefSeq names its product calcium voltage-gated channel auxiliary subunit beta 4 (gene CACNB4). Gene Ontology annotation, biological process: calcium ion transmembrane transport. Lineage: Eukaryota; Metazoa; Chordata; Amphibia; Anura; Myobatrachidae. Gene Ontology annotation, molecular function: protein binding; voltage-gated calcium channel activity. The transcript is spliced from 13 exons. Gene Ontology annotation, cellular component: voltage-gated calcium channel complex. The record is from RefSeq and is a predicted model, not a curated record. Bases 205 to 1674 code for a protein of 489 amino acids.